GCAUAAAAAACGGAAAACUCGAUGAAGCAAGAGCAAUUUUUGAUAAAAUUAUAACACCAGAUGUGUACUUAUGCACUAGGAUGUUAUCUGGGUAUUUGGAAAAUCGUAGAUUCGAUGAAGCAUUGGAACUGUUUGAUGAAAUCCCUGUGAAAGACAUAGUAACAUGGAAUUUAAUGAUGAAGGGGUGUUUCGAUUGUGGGGAAGUUGAGAUGGGUUUGACACUGUUUGAUGCAAUGCCUGAGAGGAAUGUGAUUUCCUGGACUACUUCGAUGAGCGGAUUGUUAAAAGUUGGACUAGUUGAAGAGGCUGAGAGGUUGUUUUUGGGGAUGCCUGUGAGGGAUGUAGCAGCAUGGAAUGCAAUGAUCUAUGGGUAUUUUGCAAAUGGAAGAGUGGACGAUGCGAUGAAGUUAUUCAAUAUGAUGCCUUCUAGGAAUGUCAUAUCAUGGACCUCGAUGAUUAGUGGGCUUGAUCAGCAUGGGAGGACUGAUGAGGCUCUGUUGAUGUUUGCAAAGAUGGUGGGGUUUGGGAUUGUGCCCUCUUCCAGUACUUUUUCCAGCGUAAUUACAGCUUGUGCAAAUAUGUUAGACUUAUAUCUAGGUGUUCAAGUGCAUGGGUACAUAUUGAAGUUGGGAUGCCUUUUUGAUGCAUAUGUCAGUGCUUCUCUUGUCACUUUUUAUGCUAAUUGCGAGAAAAUGGAUGAUUCUCUUAAAGUAUUUAAUGAGAAGCUGCACAUGAAUGUAGCUGUAUGGACAUCCCUUUUGACGGGAUAUGGUAUGAACAGCAUGUAUGAAGAGGCAUUGAAUGUUGUGGUGUCCAUGUACAGAAAUGGGGUUCUUCCAAAUCAAUCUUCUUUUACAAGUGCUUUAAAUUGUUGUUCUGAAAUGGAAGAUGUUGAUCAGGGUAAAGAAAUGCAUGGUGCAGCAGUCAAGCUUGGAUUGAACACUGAUGCUUUUGUGGGUAAUUCUCUAGCUGUAUUGUAUUCUAAAUGUGGAAAUUUAAAGGACGGGAUAGUCAUAUUCAAGGAGAUUUCAGACAAAAACAUAGUAUCAUGGAAUACCAUUAUUGUUGGAUGCGCACAACACGGAUGUGGUAAGUGGGCACUCACCUUUUUUGCCCAAAUGGUACGUGCACGAGUGUGCCCUGAUGAUAUUACAUUCACAGGUUUGCUCUCAGCUUGUAGCCAUAGUGGUAUGCUUCAGAAAGGAAGAUAUUUCUUUUAUUAUCUACGGCAACACAAAACCAUGGAGGUGAAGCUUGAGCACUAUGCUUGUAUGUUGGAUGUACUCUGCCGGUGUGGAGAAUUGGAAGAAGCAGAGAAUUUGAUAAGAAACAUGCCCAUGAGACCAAAUUUGUCAAUGUGGCUUUCUCUCCUAAAUGGUUGCAGGAAAGAUUGUAAUUUAGAUUUAGCUGAAAGAGUCGCAAAAGAUGUUUUCUCUUUAGAUCCAGAUUGUAGCUCUGCUUAUGUAUUAUUGUCCAACAUGUAUGCUUAUGCUGGUAGAUGGGAGGAUGUUGCAAGAACUAGGGUGCAAAUGAAAAAAAGGAGAACGAUUAAACAGCCUGGAUGCAGUUGGGUGACUCAAAAAGGUGUGCGACACAUAUUUGUGUCUGGUGAUAAGUCACAUCCUCUGAGCAGCAAAAUAUAUCAAAAGUUAGAGUGGUUAGGGGAAAAGUUGAAGGAGUAUGGGUAUGUCCCUGAUCGAAGGUUGGCUUUACAUGAUGUGGAGGAUGAACAAAAAGAAUCAAUCUUGUCAUAUCAUAGUGAGAGGCUUGCUAUUUGCUUUGCACUCAUUGACGGUGAGGAGAGAAGUGCUAUAACAGUAAUGAAGAAUCUACGUGUGUGUGAGGAUUGCCACUCUGCCAUCAAGGGACUACUGGUAGUAUGAUCAAGACAAGAUUAAGCUCCUCUCCAUACAAAUUACCUCCAGUUCUCCUAAGUAUAGGCUUUCAUUGUUGUUGACAUGUGUACUUUGCCAAUAUCAAUAGCUUAUGUGAUUUUUGGUUGGCCCUGAUAGUUAACUUUGGUUGGGUAGCUGUGGUUAAGGUUGCUUAGUAAAGUCUCCUUCUCUCCACGAUUAUCAUAUCACUGAAAAGCAUAUCAAAUUCCAAUUAGCUGAAGAUCAAUAGCAUCCUUUGACAUUUCCAUCCUAUUUUAAUACAUAAUUGAUUGGAAAAUGUGUAGGAAGACAGAUUGGCUUUUGGCCCUAAACUUUCACGUCUGACUAAAAAGCCAAGGUCACACAGGAUAAGAAGAAGAAGACAAAGAAGGAGAAAAAUAUGUCUCAAUUGAUUUCACCAAUAUAACAGGUAUAUCUCUUAUUUGUAGAAAGUUUAUUUGUUGUGGGCUUGUAAUUCAAAUGAAGAAGAAAAUAAGAUAGAAGAAUUUGAGGAUAGCAAUUCUGCCACAAUGUUUUAG
Messenger RNA from Coffea eugenioides, 2413 nucleotides. RefSeq names its product pentatricopeptide repeat-containing protein At5g46460, mitochondrial. The coding region runs from base 81 to 1883 and encodes 600 amino acids. Gene Ontology annotation, biological process: RNA modification. NCBI's taxonomy places the organism in Eukaryota, Viridiplantae, Streptophyta, Magnoliopsida, Gentianales, Rubiaceae. The transcript has 2 exons. Gene Ontology annotation, molecular function: protein binding; zinc ion binding; RNA binding. The record is from RefSeq and is a predicted model, not a curated record.